Molecule: messenger RNA, 2566 nt
Organism: Pectinophora gossypiella (pink bollworm)
Lineage: Eukaryota; Metazoa; Arthropoda; Insecta; Lepidoptera; Gelechiidae
Gene: Tm1
Product: tropomyosin-2
Exons: 8
Coding region: 16-1368 (450 amino acids)
Biological process (GO): actin filament organization; muscle contraction
Cellular component (GO): actin filament
Molecular function (GO): actin filament binding
Source: RefSeq, a predicted model, not a curated record
AAUUAAACAAAAAACAUGGCUGCCUCACGGCGACAACAGCGCCGCGGUGGAGAAUGUUUGGAAGCUGUCAGUCAACAUGGCGGCCGCCAGUGUGCGGCCGGACGGAGCGCGCCGCUAGUAAUGUCCGCGUCCGCGCCCCACGGCCUCGGGCGCGCCCCCGUUCGGCGCAGGGGGCACCAACACCACCCGCGGCUGCGGGGCGACCGCCUGCCCGCCCCGGCCACCCCACACGCCCCGGUCUCCCAGACACAUACGGAUCCGUCCAAACAAGUGACCUUACAUACCCAAACAAACGAUGUUGUGCCUUGUGUCAAUAGUGUUACUAGUGAAUCUCAAGAAGUGACAAGGACAAAUAGUGACGAUGCACUUUCGAAUCGAAGUCCGAUCGAGGACUUAGCCAAUAUUGAUGAUGACAUCGAAUUUGAUAAUAGAAUUACGGGCGCGGAAUCGCGUGACAGUUCAGAUGAUGAUUUUUCGAGUAGAGAAGAGCGCUCCGCGGGAGAUGGGGCGGAGGUGACCGUACUCCCAUCGGAUGUAUCCGAUGACGAUCCCGAGACCGCGGAGCUCGCUAAGCUGAGAUGUACUAGUGAAUGUACAGAAGUUCUUGCUGAAAGGGAAAACCGUCGGAGAAGAAGAUGUGCGGAUUAUCCGGGCCUAGCAUUUGGCAGUUCGAUUUUUUCGUCGGACACAAUGAUGAAGUUUUCAAUCAUCAAGAAUGAGUUGCAGAAUAUCAAGAACACUGCACUGAAAAGGGCCGAGUCCGAAGUGGCUGCCCUGAACCGACGCAUCCAACUGCUGGAGGAAGACCUGGAGAGGUCCGAGGAGCGUCUCGCCACCGCCACCGCCAAGUUGGCUGAGGCCAGCCAGGCCGCCGAUGAGUCCGAACGUGCCCGCAAGGUGCUCGAGAACAGGUCGUUGGCCGAUGAGGAGCGUAUGGACGCCCUGGAGAACCAGCUGAAGGAGGCCCGCUUCUUGGCUGAGGAGGCCGACAAGAAAUACGAUGAGGUUGCUCGUAAGCUGGCCAUGGUUGAGGCUGACCUGGAGCGCGCGGAGGAGCGUGCUGAAGCCGGCGAAUCCAAAAUCGUCGAGCUUGAGGAGGAGCUCCGCGUUGUUGGCAACAACCUGAAGUCCCUGGAAGUCUCCGAGGAGAAGGCCAACCAACGUGAGGAGGAGUACAAAAAUCAGAUCAAAACCCUCACCACCCGCCUAAAGGAGGCUGAAGCCCGUGCUGAGUUCGCUGAACGCUCCGUGCAGAAACUCCAGAAGGAGGUCGACAGGCUUGAAGACGACCUGGUUGCCGAGCGCGAAAAGAGCAAACUCCUGCAAGAGGAGAUGGAAGCCACGCUCCACGACAUCCAGAACAUGUGAACACCUCGCCCACUCGCCUGCCCCCCACGCUCGCAUAUCGACACAUACUUAUCGUUAACACUAGCACCUCACUAGUGCGCGCGUCAACUGUCAAAAUAUCCGCCAUCUUUGAAUAUUUUGAAUUGGCGGGAAUUUGCAUGAUCAACAAAUAUUAAUUUAUUUUACAUUUAUUACUUAUAACCUAGCCGUCGAUAUGGCCAGUGAGGGGGGCGGGCGACCUAGAUGUUAAUAGUAUAGAGUAAUUGCCAGCCGCUUCUAAAUGUAUUACCUAUGUCAAGUCCGAGUGUUCGCUACGACGCCACUGCCAUGUGCAAUUUUUUUGAUACACACAAAUUACUAAUUUUUAUUUCCGUAUAGAUGUUGAGAAGCGUAUAUCCUCAUGUUUUAGUCAUUAUUUUACGAGCGUGUCUGUUUAUCGAUGUACCGUCGAUAUUAUGAUGUGUGCAGCUAAAUAUCCGCUUAACAGCACCUAGUUAUAAGUGAAAUUGUCGACAUUCCAAAAUGGGGACCAAACUAUUCGCAUUUUACACUUUCACGAGUUUAGCCAUAACUUUAAAUGCUGCACAAUAAUUUUGUAUAUUUCCAAUUCCACAUAAUUAGAACUAAUUCUGUAUAAUUUUGUUGCAUUAGCUUACGUUCAGUGCAUUUCACAAAUAGCAAUAGCGAUCAAUGAUGGCACUGUCCGCAAUUUAUUAUGAACUCUUUAUUUACUUAAUAUUAGAGAAGAGAUUAGAUAUUUUAUUUAAUGAGUGAUGGUAACACGUAAAUAUGAUAUUUAUAAGAAUAUACUUGAUAUGAAGUAUUUGAUAUUCUAUUUUGUUUCGAGUAUGAUUUUUCUUGUGUCAUAAUUUGAGCUUGUUGUUAUUUAUUUAAAUUAAUCGAUGAAUAAAUGACGACUAUUCCGUUAUGUAAAUUAAAUAUAUCUUGUUGUUUGAGUCUGUUUAAGCUGGCAAUUGUUCUUUUGAGCGUUAUAAUAGAGUCCGCACCGAACCGGCGGCAUAUUAGCGCCGCGUGCCGCGUGUUUGGCAUACAAACAAACAAAUUAUUAUGUUACGAAAAUAUUCGAUAAAUCGAGGGGAAUCCGUCUUUUUUUAAUGUUAUCGAUUAAUGAAUUGAUAGAUAAGUUCGUGAGAAGUAAAUUAAUGACUUUAAGAGUAUUCUAACACAAGUGUUUAUAAAUAUAUAUUAUUAUUUUUAA